AUGACUCCCAACCCCUUGCAAGUCCGCCACGAUAUCAGCAGAAAUGCCGAAGACCAACAGCUUCCGACCUCCUCAUCCCAGCUUCCCCCACAGCGUCCACCUAGAAAACCCGCCCCCCACCCCACCCCGAGCGUGGGCCAGAAGUCAGACGUCGGAUGUAAGCACGUCUUCUGCGAGCUUUUCAUGCAUCGCAUCGAUGAUCCGGAUGCCAACCCAUACUUUACCGAUCAAGACAUGCAGUAUCUCUACGCUGCCGUGUCCGUGCCUGUCGACUCCGGCAUACCGUUCGAACACUACAGCCCUCAACAGGUUCGAAAACUCAAGCAGGCCUUCGCACCUGAGACGGCGGCGGAGGUUUACGGCGGGCCCGCCGCAGCCGAUGACGACAAUUGUUCGACCGUCAUCCCCGACGAGUACAGCUCCAAGGGCUCCGACGAAGUCCCUACUCCCCCGGGGGGUGAUGUUGGGUUCAACAUGCAGAUGCUGAAGGGCUCCUACUGGCCUGUCCUCACGCCCGGCGAGGUCACCGAUGACACCGCCGAGCAGAUUCAGGAUCAUUUCACAGUGCUCGAGAGCCACGGGAAGACGUCCAUGCCGCCUUUAGCUUGACACCAUGUCCACCCGUACAAGAUGCCCCGUCCUGGGAGAUGGACCAUUCGCGUCGGGAGGGGCCAGCUACUGGUGAACGAGGG
Molecule: messenger RNA, 692 nt
Organism: Gloeophyllum trabeum ATCC 11539
Lineage: Eukaryota; Fungi; Basidiomycota; Agaricomycetes; Gloeophyllales; Gloeophyllaceae
Exons: 4
Coding region: 1-609 (202 amino acids)
Source: RefSeq, a predicted model, not a curated record